Messenger RNA from Glarea lozoyensis ATCC 20868, 894 nucleotides. Its product is annotated as Protein kinase-like (PK-like). Gene Ontology annotation, cellular component: mitochondrion. NCBI's taxonomy places the organism in Eukaryota, Fungi, Ascomycota, Leotiomycetes, Helotiales, Helotiaceae. The record is from RefSeq and is a predicted model, not a curated record. Bases 1 to 894 code for a protein of 297 amino acids. The transcript has 6 exons.
AUGACCAUCAACGGCGCAGAAUCAGUAACAGACGCCCAUUUGGCCGCUCAAAACAUAUGCAACAUCUCGGCUUCUUCCAGCUGUCAACCCCUAAAUUCCAAUACGACUCGAAAUUUGAACCGGAAAGCAUGUUUCGCCUCUCCUCCUUUCAUCCCCAUUUUCGCUGGUCUACCGUAUACAGGACUACUACACCUCAUCUUAAAACUCUAUAGUGGAGAAUGUUUCAAGGAGAACCUCUUUAAGUAUACAAGGCAUCGCUGGGUAUACAACGAAUCACGCCGCCUAUCGGAGAGGUAUCUUGAAUUCGACCUUGGACAACUUCUAAAAGCCGCAGUAGCAGCAGGGUCCUCCUCGGGGGCCCGUUCUUGCACUAGUCUACUGAAGGGUAAAGAGGGGUUAAACAACAAAGCCUAUCUACUCACAAUGGACAACGGUGCAGAAGUCUUCGCAAAACUCCCAAAUCCGUGUGCGGGGCCAUCUUUUUAUACAACCGCAUCAGAAGUUGCUACUCGCGAAUUUCUGCGCGAAGUAUUGAAUAUUCCUACUCCUCGCAUAAUUGCCUGGUCAGGCGAUCGGAGCAAUCCAGUUAGAGCAGAAUACAUUCUCGAGGAGAAGGCUCCAGGCAAGCCGCUCGGGAGACUAUGGCAAGACUGGGAUGAAUGGCCAAUGGAAAAAAGAUUCACCAUCAUAGAGCAAAUUGUGGAAAUUGAGCGGAAGCUUUCAUCUCUGAGGUUCGUGAGGUCCGGAUGUAUUUAUUUCAGGGAAGAUAUUCCAAAUAGUGGCGCCCUUGUGACGAACCCGCCACUUUCCUCGCCAAUACUCGAACGUUUCACUUUGGGACCACUCGUCAAGACGGGAUUAUGGAGCGGCGAAAAGAUCAGUAUCUUCGACUGA